AUGCAGCAGAGCUGCAGUCUGCUGGGCCAGCCAGCACGGCCUCUCUUGUCAUCCGAGGGAGAUAUCAAUAUCGGGGCAGUUUUUUCUAUACAUAGAAAGCCACUGAUGAAGUCUCAUACUUUCACAUCAGAGCCAGAUCCUACAUCUUGUAUAAGACUGAAUCUACGUGAGUUUCAGUUUGCUCAGACACUUAUUUUUGCGAUAGAGGAAAUAAACAACAACACAAACCUCCUACAUGGCACAACUCUGGGAUAUAAAAUCUACGACUCCUGUGGCUCUAUUUCCCUGGCAAUCCGUUCAGCUAUGGCUUUGAUGAAUGGCUAUGGAGAGACACUGAGUGAAGAAUCAUGCCAGCGACCACCAGCUGUUCAAGCCAUUGUUGGGGAGUCUAGCUCUUCUCCCACUAUUGGCAUGUCAUCUGCAGUGGGACCUUUCAGUAUUCCUGUGGUCAGUCACUUUGCCACGUGUGCCUGUCUCAGCAACACAAAGAGGUUCCCAACCUUUUUCAGAACUAUUCCCAGUGACUACUAUCAAAGCAGAGCACUGGCACAACUGGUCAAGCUAUUUGGCUGGACUUGGGUCGGAGCUGUCAGAAGUAGGGGUGAUUACGGGAAUAAUGGAAUUGCCACGUUUGUGGAGGUUGCAAAAGAACUCGGUAUUUGUGUAGAAUAUUCUGAAGCCUAUUUCAGAACGGAUCCAAAAGAGGAAUUACUGAGGAUCAUCGAGGUGAUGAAAACAGCCACUGCCAAAGUGGUGGUGGCAUUUCUAGCACUUGGGGACAUAAUUCCGCUUUUGAAUGAGCUGGCACAACAUAACGUGUCAGGGUUGCAAUGGGUAGGCAGUGAAUCAUGGAUCACUUCCAAGGGCCUAUCAGAAACAAAAGCCUACAGAUUCUUAACAGGUGCUGUAGGGUUUGCAAUUGGAAAUGUAAAGCUGGAAGGCCUGAAGGAGUUUCUCAUCAAUGUGCAUCCCUCAAAAUCACCACAAAACAUGUUACUCAGAGAGUUUUGGGAGACAGCAUUUCAGUGCUCAUUUGAAAACCACCCCUUUGGAGGCUUGCAGUGUACAGGGUCAGAGAGCUUACAGACUCUGCAGAAUCAGUACACUGAUGUAUCUGAGCUGCGCAUCUCCAAUAAAGUCUACACAGCUGCAUAUGCCAUUGCACACUCUCUACAUAAUCUUCUCAUGGAUGCAGCAGCCUCCAAUGAAACCCAUAGAAGUGUUUUAGUUCCUGAAAAGGUGCUUGGUUAUCUAAAGAAGGUUAAUUACACCUCUAAAACUGGGGAGCAGAUUUUCUUUGACUCCAAGGGAGACCCUGCAGCCAGGUAUGAGCUGGUCAACUGGCAGCCAGAAGCUGACGGAACUUUGCAUUUCAAAUCUGUGGGAAUCUAUGACACAUCAAUGCCCCAAGAGCAGCGUUUUAUCCUGGACCAAGAGGGCAUGAUAUGGGCUGGUGGUCAAUCAAAGGUGCCUGUGUCUGUGUGCAGUGAGAGCUGUCCUCCAGGCACCAGGAAGGCUGCACAGAAAGGCAGGCCUGUCUGCUGCUAUGACUGUAUACCAUGUGGAGAGGGAGAGAUCAGCAAUGAAACAGAUUCUAAUGACUGCAUACCUUGUGAUGGGGAGUACUGGUCAAAUGAGAAUAGGGAUCAGUGUGUGUUAAAAUAUAUUGAAUUCCUUUCUUACUCUGAAAUCAUGGGAAUUGUUCUUGUAUUUUUUUCCUUGUUUGGAACAUUAAUUACUAUUUCGGUGGCAGUUGUGUUCUACAUACACAGAGACACACCCAUAGUAAAAGCCAACAACUCUGAGCUGAGUUUCCUGCUGCUCUUCUCACUGACUCUGUGCUUCCUUUGUUCUCUUACUUUCAUUGGUCGGCCAUCUGAGUGGUCCUGUAUGUUGCGUCACACAGCGUUUGGGAUCACCUUCGUUCUCUGCAUCUCCUGUGUUCUGGGGAAAACAAUAGUGGUGUUAAUGGCCUUCAGAGCCACUCUUCCAAGCAGUAAUGUCAUGAAGUGGUUUGGGCCUCUGCAACAGAGACUCAGUGUUCUUGGCUUCACUCUCAUACAAGUACUUAUAUGUGUCCUUUGGUUAACUAUAUCUCCUCCAUUCCCUCACAAGAAUAUGAACCUUUUCAAAGACAAAAUCAUUCUUGAGUGUGAUGUGGGUUCAGCUAUAGGAUUCUGGGCCAUAUUAGGUUACAUAGGACUCCUUGCUCUCUUGUGUUUCAUACUGGCUUUUCUGGCUCGUAAGCUACCUGAUAACUUUAAUGAGGCGAAAUUCAUCACAUUCAGCAUGCUGAUAUUCUGUGCAGUCUGGAUUACUUUUAUUCCUGCUUAUGUCAGCUCUCCUGGAAAAUUUACUGUGGCUGUUGAGAUAUUUGCCAUUUUGGCAUCGAGUUUUGGAUUACUACUUUGCAUUUUCACUCCAAAAUGUUACAUAAUUGUAGUAAAGCCCGAGCAAAACACAAAGAAACACUUAAUGGGGAAGACAGCACCGAGGUCUCAGUAG
Molecule: messenger RNA, 2505 nt
Organism: Sardina pilchardus (European sardine)
Lineage: Eukaryota; Metazoa; Chordata; Actinopteri; Clupeiformes; Clupeidae
Product: extracellular calcium-sensing receptor-like
Exons: 6
Coding region: 1-2505 (834 amino acids)
Biological process (GO): G protein-coupled receptor signaling pathway
Cellular component (GO): plasma membrane
Molecular function (GO): G protein-coupled receptor activity
Source: RefSeq, a predicted model, not a curated record